This is a messenger RNA of Daphnia pulicaria, 2081 nucleotides long. It is a transcript of the gene rl, whose product is annotated as mitogen-activated protein kinase 1-like. Gene Ontology annotation, molecular function: MAP kinase activity; ATP binding. NCBI's taxonomy places the organism in Eukaryota, Metazoa, Arthropoda, Branchiopoda, Diplostraca, Daphniidae. Gene Ontology annotation, biological process: protein phosphorylation; intracellular signal transduction. The coding region runs from base 81 to 1169 and encodes 362 amino acids. The transcript has 8 exons. Gene Ontology annotation, cellular component: cytoplasm; nucleus. The record is from RefSeq and is a predicted model, not a curated record.
AUUUUUUAUCAGAGAACUCAGCAGUCAGCAGGGUAUGGUGUGGGGUAUAUAGUGAGUGUACUAUUAAAGUAGACUAUAAAAUGGCCGCCGAAGGAAAAAUAGAAAUUAUUCGCGGGCAGAAUUUCGAAUGUGGCCCCCGAUACACUAAUUUAGCUUAUAUUGGAGAAGGAGCUUACGGCAUGGUUGUGUCUGCUUAUGAUAAUCUGACCAAAACCAAAGUUGCCAUAAAGAAAAUUUCACCAUUUGAGCAUCAGACCUACUGUCAACGCACAUUGAGAGAAAUCAAAAUCUUGACUCGCUUCAAGCAUGAAAAUAUCAUCGACAUACGGGACAUAAUUCGUUCUGUUGACAUCGACCAAAUGAAGGAUGUAUACAUAGUCCAGUGUCUAAUGGAAACUGACUUGUACAAACUUCUGAAAACCCAGAGGUUGAGCAAUGACCACAUAUGCUACUUUCUCUACCAAAUCUUGCGUGGUCUCAAGUACAUUCAUUCUGCUAAUGUUCUUCACCGUGAUUUGAAACCAUCAAACCUACUUCUAAAUACUACAUGUGAUCUCAAGAUUUGUGACUUUGGCCUUGCAAGAGUAGCCGAUCCAGAUCACGAUCAUACUGGUUUCCUGACAGAGUAUGUCGCCACACGCUGGUAUCGAGCGCCAGAAAUUAUGCUUAAUUCAAAGGGCUACACAAAAUCGAUUGAUAUCUGGUCUGUUGGAUGUAUCUUGGCGGAGAUGCUUUCAAACCGACCCAUUUUCCCCGGAAAACAUUAUCUAGAUCAACUUAACCAUAUUCUCGGAGUCCUUGGAUCACCGACACCAGACGAUCUCCAGUGUAUAAUCAAUGAAAAAGCACGGAGUUAUUUGCAAUCACUUCCCUACAAACCCAAAGUACCAUGGACGAAACUUUACCCUAAUGCCGACCCCAAAGCUCUGGAUUUACUGGACAAGAUGUUGACGUUCAACCCACACAAACGAAUUGUUGUGGAGGACGCGUUGGCUCACCCUUACUUGGAGCAGUACUAUGACCCAGCGGAUGAGCCCAUAGCGGAGGAACCAUUCAAAUUUGAAAUGGAAUUGGAUGAUUUGCCAAAAGAAAAAUUGAAGGAGUUGAUUUAUGAAGAAACGAUCAUGUUCAAAGAGCGCAUGGAUCGAGAACAACCAAUGGGCGUUUGAAAUCUCCCUAGGUUUAUUAUGUGUUUCCUGUGCUAUUAAGGUACUUGCUAAGAAUUGGAUAAAAAUGGAGGACGAGUCGGCCAAGGCCAAGGCCGCGAGAGUGUUGACGAUUCAAUUUUGAAUGGCAUUGGGCUUUCUUGUUAUCAUUAUUAGUACUUCCAUUCUCUUAGUUCAUGUUUUCAAGUCCAAUUGAGCGUGUUCUGUGUGCGUGUGUUUUUUUCUCUCUUUCCAAUGCUCUUCUUUUUUUUUCAUUAACUAAAGAUAUCACGUCCAAUUGUUGCAUUCCGUUGUCCCUAGCUGUCCUUGGCCUUCAUCCGCUCAGUUCCGAUUUAGCCUAAUUUUAAGCCAAUCAAUGUUCAUAGAAUCCUUUGUCUAGAAACGAAAGCACACACACCUACACCUGAUUUAAGUUUUGAUCGUUUCGCUCACAUUUCAUCCCUUCACCCCACCCAAAAUUACCUAUCGACGGAAUCCGAAGUGAUACAUGUCCUUACCUGCGCUCCUUUAUCAUUGUGUACAGUACAAUUCAACGCAGACGCCCCUUUUUUUUCGCCUCUAUCUGCCAAUCCCGCCCUAGCCCCACCUUUUCCUUUUUCAUUCGGGGGUUUAGUUAAUUUCACCUCAGUGUUUUUCCUGCAUCCUUGCCUCUGAGGUCACCUUUCCCGAGGUUUUUUGCGUAUUACUUGGUUACGAGUGUCCUGGUCGUUGUCAUUUUGCUUAUAGCAACAACCGGGUCGAUGAAUUUGUAUUCACCGCACUUUCUAUCUUCCUCGUCCUCCCACUUUUCCCGCCCUCGCCUCGUUGAAAAAUUUGGCCAACAAAAAACAAAAAAAAAUAAAUAACAAAAACAAGUCGAUUUUCAUUGCUGUAUUGUAGCGUCGCGGCAAUAAUACAGUGUAUAUAAAUGUUCAA